AUGGCUCCUCCUCCUACCGAUCCACCGGAAAAGGUCACAUCCGAAUCUCGUUUUUGCCCUUAUUUCAAGGACUGUAUCGGUGCUAUUGACGGGACCUACAUUCCAUGUAUGGUGUAUGGCGAGGACCAAACUCCAUAUCGUAAUAGACAUGGCUAUCUUUAUCAAAAUAUCCUUGCAGCAUGCACAUUUGAUCUUAGGUUUAUUUAUGUCUUAGUGGGAUGGGAGAGAUCUGCCAAUGAUUCACGGGUCUUGAAGGAUGCAAUGAGUAGAAGUGCAUGCAGUCUUCCACUUCCAAAUGGUUUUCCAUAUGAGACUCAAAAAAGUAUGAUCUGGGCAUGUAUCGGUCUAUAUAAUUUUCUGAAGAUGGAGAACUCCAACGAUGACUUUGAAGUUUCUGAUCUUCCUCCAGAGGCACCACGCAAUGUUGCUCCGAUUGAUGGUGAUUCUGAUGAGGACGAUGACCUACAAACUCAACAAGCACAAAGGACAGCUGCAUCACGUUGGAGAGAAUAA
Molecule: messenger RNA, 513 nt
Organism: Asparagus officinalis (garden asparagus)
Lineage: Eukaryota; Viridiplantae; Streptophyta; Magnoliopsida; Asparagales; Asparagaceae
Exons: 3
Coding region: 1-513 (170 amino acids)
Source: RefSeq, a predicted model, not a curated record